UUUUUUUUUUAAAUAAAUCUAGAUGGCCAAUGGACCCCUAGCCCCCCGGGAGAGAAAUAAAGCAAAACAAAGUCAAAGUUGGGAUUUUCCAGCUUUCGCGUUACGUUUUCUAAUGCAGAGAAUAGGAGAUCAUUCUUGCUUAGAAUUGGUGAGGAUGGACUCUUUAGAAUCCAAGACUAAGACAAUAAAAGAGGCGGCCCCGCAUGUAAUUGGAAUCAUCAAAGAAUUUUCCCAUAGGAAAAUGAGGGCAAGAUGAUGCUGAUGACCGUUUACUUGAAGUCUAUUGCAAUUGCAAUAACAAUAUUAGAACUUCAACUUACCUCUUUACAUUAUUAGUUUUCUAAUUUAUUUGAGCCUCCCUAGCCAGCUACUGUCCUGUCUUCUUUAAUGGGCAUUUCCUUGACUCAAUCCAUACUCCUUAGCUUUCUUCUUCUCCAUUGUGUUCACUUACCAAGUGCUGAAACUUUACGUUACCCAACGGCCAGCCUCUCUACUUCAUGGACAAAAAGCCCCUCUCUUGACCAUUCUGUAAAAUUCUCAGAUGGAUCAAGGGUGAUACCCAUCCUUGUCAGGGCAAGAUUGGGUCCAAGCUUCGCUUGCGGUUUCUUCUGCAAUGGAACCUGUGACUCUUAUCUCUUUGCCAUUUUCAUUGUUCAAACCGAUGGUGCAAAUAUAACCUCUAAGAGUAUUGUUUUUCCUCAAGUAGUUUGGUCUGCCAAUAGAAACAAUCCUGUUAGAAUCAGUUCUACCUUGCAGCUCACAUCAGAUGGAGAUUUUAUCUUAAAAGAUUCUGAUGGAAUUAUAGCUUGGUCCACGAAUACUGCUGGCAAGUCUGUUGCAGGCUUAAACUUGACUGAUUUGGGCAAUCUUGUGCUUUUUGAUCACAAUAAUGCUACAGUUUGGCAAUCUUUUAAUCACCCAACUGAUUCUUUGGUUCCAGGUCAAAAGUUGGUGGCAGGGCAGAAACUUAUUCCUAGUAUUUCUGCUACAAAUUGGACUCAACUAAAUUUGCUUUCAUUUUCAGUCACUGAUGAACGAGCAGUUGCUUCGGUAGAGUCUAGUCCACCUCAAGUCUAUUAUGAAUUCAAAUUUUAUGGUAGAAAAAAGAAUAGGGAACCAACCUAUGUCAUCCUUCAGAAUGGAAGCUUUGCUUUGUUCGCCAAUUCUUCUAAGCCAAGUCAGCCGGAUGUAUUUAGAUCCAUUCCCAAAGCCUUAUCAGUACAGUAUAUUAGAUUUUGUCCUGACGGACACUUGAGAGUUUACGAGUUGGACACGGAUAGGUGGAAACAAGUUGCAGAUCUGCUUUCAGCUCCGAAUGAAUGUUUCUACCCUAUAGUUUGCGGGAACUAUGGAAUUUGCUCCAAUGGGCAGUGCCGUUCUCCUUCAACAACUUAUUUCAAGCAAAUAAAUGAUAUGCUGCCUAAUCAUGGGUUUUCUGAAACUACUCCCUUGUCUUGUGAAGCUUCUCUAAAUCACGGUUUUAUAGAGCUCAACGAUACAACAUAUUCCCCCCUUCUCAGUGAUCUUAAAAAUGUGGAUUUGGAUCCAUCAAAAGGAGAAAAAAGGGAAAAUGUGGAUUUGGAGAAGUGCAAGGAGGCUUGUUCAAAGAAUUGCUCCUGCAAAGCGGCUAUUUUUAAAUAUGGUUCUGAUUCUGCCAGAAGUUAUUGCUACUUGCCAAAUCAGAUAUUUUCACUGAUAAACAAUGAUAGGAGAGGAGUUCAUUAUAACACUACUGUAUAUUUAAAGGUGCAAAAUGCCUCAAAUACGGAAGCAAGAGUUCCUCAGCAGAAAAGGAAAAGCAGGUCGACAAUUAUACGGUCCAGCCUCGGAACAUUUUCUGGGUUGUUUCUUGUGAUUGGAAUCAUAGUGUUAUUAGUUUGGAAGAAAAGAAAUGCUGAUGUAGAUGAGGAUGAUUACUUGGAUCAAGUACCAGGAAUGCCCACUCGAUUUUCCUACAAAGAUUUAAAAGCUUUGACAGAGAACUUCUCCAAGGUUCUCGGUGAGGGAGGAUUUGGUUCAGUUUUUGAAGGAACUCUAAAUGAUGGCACCACCAAAAUUGCAGUGAAGCGUCUCAAUGGUUUGGGCCAAGUCAAAAAAUCAUUCUCGGCUGAGGUUGAGUCAAUUGGCAGAAUCCACCAUGUGAACUUGGUAAGGCUGCUUGGUUUUUGUGCUGAUAAAUCCCGCAGGCUUCUUGUUUAUGAGUUCAUGUCUAAUGGCUCCUUGGACAAAUGGAUCUUCCAUCAAACCCAUGAGUUUACUCUUGUAUGGCAGCAGAGAAAGAAGAUCAUCCUCGACAUAGCAAAGGGACUUACAUAUCUUCAUGAAGAUUGCACACAAAAGAUACUCCAUUUAGACAUCAAACCCCAAAACAUUCUCUUAGACAACACGUUUAAUGCGAAAAUCUCUGAUUUCGGGUUGUCUAAACUGAUUGAUCGAGACCAGAGUAAAGUUGUGACAACCAUGAGAGGCACUCCAGGCUAUUUGGCCCCAGAAUGGCUGAGCUCAGUAAUCACAGAAAAGGCAGACGUCUAUAGCUUUGGGGUGGUUGUCCUAGAAUUGUUGUGUGGAAGGAGAAAUGUUGAUCGCUCACAGCCAGAAGAACAGAUGCAUUUAAUAAGACUUUUUGAGAAGAAGGCAGAAGAGAAUCAACUGUCUGAUCUAGUUGAUAAUUGCAGUGAAGAUAUGCAGUUGCAUAAAGCAGAAGUAGUGAUCAUGAUGAAGGUUGCUGCUUGGUGUUUGCAAAAGGAUUAUGCAAUGAGGCCUUCCAUGUCAAUGGUGGUUAAAGUCUUGGAAGGUGUUGCAGAAGUUGAACCUAAUCUAAACUACAGCAUUUCCAAUCCAUCAUUCACAACAACAUCAACGCAAGUUACUCAAUUGUUGCCCUUUGUUCUAUCUGGGCCAAGGUGACUGUUCAUUGUUGCUUUUGUUCAGUUGUUUUCUAUGCUGUGUGAACUUGCAGGAAAGAGAUUUCAUUUUCUGUUAGUGAACUGGACAUGUGAAAGUAGGAGGAAUUUUACAGUGCAUAAGGUGCAUAUGUACACCCACCAUCUAUAGUUUUGUGAUGGAGAGAGCACUAAAUUUAUUUGCUUCGAGAGCCA
This is a messenger RNA of Hevea brasiliensis (rubber tree), 3098 nucleotides long. Its product is annotated as G-type lectin S-receptor-like serine/threonine-protein kinase SD2-5. Bases 388 to 2907 code for a protein of 839 amino acids. NCBI's taxonomy places the organism in Eukaryota, Viridiplantae, Streptophyta, Magnoliopsida, Malpighiales, Euphorbiaceae. Gene Ontology annotation, biological process: protein phosphorylation. The record is from RefSeq and is a predicted model, not a curated record. Gene Ontology annotation, molecular function: protein serine/threonine kinase activity; ATP binding. The transcript has a single exon.